Neofelis nebulosa (Clouded leopard) is the source of this 488-nucleotide messenger RNA. RefSeq names its product transmembrane protein 256 (gene TMEM256). Bases 57 to 398 code for a protein of 113 amino acids. Lineage: Eukaryota; Metazoa; Chordata; Mammalia; Carnivora; Felidae. The record is from RefSeq and is a predicted model, not a curated record. The transcript is spliced from 4 exons.
GCUGGCCUCUUGGGUGGCCUGGGCGGUGUUCCUCCGGCGCGUGACCAUCCACUGCCAUGGCCGGGCCGGGGGCUGCUUUCCGCCGCUUGGGCGCCUUGUCCGGAGCCGGGGCCUUAGGCUUGGCCUCCUACGGGGCGCACGGCGCCCAGUUCCCGGAUGCCUACGGGAAGGAGCUCUUCGACAAGGCCAACAAACACCACUUCUUACACAGCCUGGCUCUGUUAGGGGUGCCCCAUUGCAGAAAGCCCCUCUGGGCCGGGUUACUGCUAGCCUCUGGAACCACCUUAUUCUGCACCAGCUUUUACUACCAGGCUCUGAGUGGAGACCCCAGCAUCCAGACUUUGGCCCCCGUGGGAGGGAGCCUGUUAAUCUUGGGCUGGCUUGCCUUGGCCCUUUGAACUUCUUUGUAAUUGAUUGCUGGGUACUUCUUUAAGAGUUGGAGCAGGGAGGGGAUUAAAAGGGAAAGGCAAAUAAAGAACUCGAGUCUU